AUGAUUCAUUCUGUCUUCAUUUUAUUGUUGGUUGUACAAACUGCAAUUUUUUCAGUUGAAUCAAACAAAAUAAAUUUAGUUGCCAAGAGAAAUAAUGAUGACAAUUCAACAUUAGCUGAAUGUGAUACAUGCUUAGCAGGGAUGAAUUUGGUUCACUACAUUCUUUCAGAAAAUUAUUGGGUAGAGAUUUAUAUGAUUGCAGCACAACAAUUAUGUCAGUCUAUUCCAUCAGAAAGUCUAAGAAACACUUGCCUGAAAUAUGUGAAUAAUUACCUUAAUAAUACUUUGAACAUACUGGCUACAGCAGUGAAUCCUGAUUACAUUUGCAAGGCAUUACAAGCUUGUACAAAUAAUACGAAUUCUUUAACUAAUCGAAACAUCGGAGAUAAUAUAUUGUGUGAAGAAUGUAAAUUUGUUUAUAGUAGAAUACAAAGUAUUUUUACUGAUCACACAGAAACUAAACAAAUGAAAUCUUCACUAAAAGUGAUAUGUUUACUUUAUGCUUCAGACGAAUCAAAAUGUAAUAAAAGCAGAUCAAUCAUGUUAUGUACUUUGCUCUUUCCUAAAACUUUACAAACUCAUCUUCCAUUAAAUGGAUGUUACAUAUUAUUGAAAAUUACAGAAUUGAUCAUUUUGUUUUUCUUCUUCUUGUAA
Molecule: messenger RNA, 654 nt
Organism: Schistosoma guineensis
Lineage: Eukaryota; Metazoa; Platyhelminthes; Trematoda; Strigeidida; Schistosomatidae
Source: the annotation of a GenBank genome assembly